AUGGACCCAUUGCCAAAGCAGAAGGAUGUAACGCCUGCUAAAGGCAAGGACAAGUGCGAGGCUGCUAAGGCAGCAUUUGCAAAAAAUGUACACGUUAAACGUGUUAUGUACCUGUUAAACGCAGCGGUAGUGAUGGCCAAAGAUUAUCCUAACAUCAGCCGUGCUUACAUCCGUGAACUCAGGGAAAUCGCAAAUAAACAUGUAAUAAGACUUGACCCGUCAUUCAAGAUAAACUUCUGCAAGGGAUGUAACACGGUAACGCUGCCUGGAAUAAAUGCAGUUUACGCGGCGGAGUGUCACAAAGAAUGGCACAGGAACGUGCCGAGGAACGCAAGUGUACGUGAUGCCACUUCCUGCGACCCAGAAAUACCGGGGCACGAUGACGAACCUCACGCCCACACCCUGCUUGAUGAAUCGACUUAUGAUUGGCUUGCUGUGACAUGCUGUGUAUGCACUCGAACCCGGAGGACUAAGCUUAAACACCCCGAUGCUACAGAUUGA
This is a messenger RNA of Babesia ovata, 501 nucleotides long. RefSeq names its product RNAse P subunit domain containing protein, putative. NCBI's taxonomy places the organism in Eukaryota, Apicomplexa, Aconoidasida, Piroplasmida, Babesiidae. Gene Ontology annotation, cellular component: nucleolar ribonuclease P complex. The coding region runs from base 1 to 501 and encodes 166 amino acids. The transcript has a single exon. Gene Ontology annotation, biological process: tRNA processing. The record is from RefSeq and is a predicted model, not a curated record.